Messenger RNA from Macrobrachium nipponense, 2297 nucleotides. RefSeq lists its product as uncharacterized. The transcript is spliced from 2 exons. Bases 31 to 1533 code for a protein of 500 amino acids. The record is from RefSeq and is a predicted model, not a curated record. NCBI's taxonomy places the organism in Eukaryota, Metazoa, Arthropoda, Malacostraca, Decapoda, Palaemonidae.
UCUCCUAGGGACCAAAAAGAUCUCAGGAUUAUGGUCAGAGAAAGAGAGGUUGAAUCACAUCAACAUGAAGGAGUUGAAGGCGAUUUGGUUCGGUCUGCAAGCAUUCGCUCCUUUGGUCGUGGGAAAGAGAGUGGCAGUAUACUCCGACAACACUACCGCUCUAUCUUAUAUCAGGAAUCAGGGAGGAACCCAUUCAUUCUCCCUCAACAAAGUCGCAGAAGAUCUCCUUCUCUGGUCUCAAGAUCGGGAUAUUUCCCUCGUUCCGAGGUUUGUACAGGGGAAGUUAAAUGUACUGGCAGACGAACUCAGUCGAGUAAACCAAGUUCUUCCCACGGAGUGGACAUUGCAAGACAAAAUUUGUCAGGAACUGUGGAAACUUUGGGGAAGACCUUCAGUGGAUCUGUUUGCCACGCUGAGGAACAAUCGACUUCCGAUCUUUUGUUCCCCAGUUCCAGAUCCUCUUGCUUGGAAGACCGACGCAAUGCUUCAGGAUUGGACGGGUCUAGACGUUUACGCCUUUCCCCCAUUUGGAAUGAUCAGAGAGGUGUUGAACAAGUUCCUCUCACAUCAAAAUGUGUCAAUGACGUUGGUAGCACAAUUCUGGCCCAGGAAAGAGUGGUUUCCAGACCUUCUCAAGUUGGUUAUAGACCAUCCCAGACUUCUUCCUCAGUAUCCUCGGCUACUCAAACAGCCCCACUUCGACAGGUAUCAUCAGAAUUUGUCCGCUCUGUCACUGACAGGGUUCAGACUGUCCGGAAACUCGUCAGAGCUAAGGGGUUUUCUCGUAGAGCGGCAGAGGCUAUUGCUAACUGUCGAAGAAGCUCUUCUGCCAAGCUUUACCAAUCAAAGUGGGGAGUCUUUAGGACGUGGUGCAGAAGACAUAAUUUCUCGUCUUCUAAAACCUCUGUGACAGAAAUAGCUGAUUUUUUGCUGUACCUUAAAGAAGUUAAGAACUUGUCGGUAUCGACAAUUAAAGGGUACAGAGCUAUGCUGUCCUCAGUGUUUAAGCAUAGAGGGCUUGACAUCUCCUCUAACCAGGAUAUUGGAGAUUUAAUUAAAUCUUUUAAUACAGUAAAAGUAUCCAAGAAGGAUAGUGUGGACUGGAACUUGGACGUAGUUUUAACUUUUCUGAUGUCUUCACGAUUCGAGCCACUUCGUGAAGCGUCUUUGAGAGAUGUAACGAGGAAGGCACUUUUUCUCUUCGCUUUGGCUACAGCAGGAAGAGUGAGUGAGUUACAAGCCAUCCACAAAGAGGUGGGGUUCAAAAAUCGUAAUGCGGUUUGUUCUUUUGUUAACGAAUUUUUAGCAAAGAACGAAUCUCCCUCUAACCCAUGGCCUAAAUCUUUUGUACUUAAGGGAUUAUCUAAUAUAGUGGGUCCGAUGGAGGAAGAAGAAUAUUUACUAUGUCCUGUCAGAGCUCUGAAAUGUUACCUGUCAAGGACACAAUCCGUUAGAGGUAAUUCCGAUCGACUUUGGUGUUCGGUUAAGAAUUCUGCAAAACCCUCUCCAAGAACGCUAUUUCGUUCUUUUUGAGAAGUCUGAUACUGGAGUCACACUCUCAAGUCCAAGAUCAGACUCUAAAUGUGCUUAAGGUGAAAGCACAUGAAAUACGUGCAGUGGCGACAUCCUUAAGCUUCAAGCACAAUAUGUCGCUUUCCUCGAUUCUUCAAUCUACGUUUUGGAGAUCGAGAUCUGUGUUCGCCUCAUUUUACCUGAAGAAUGUAGAGGCUACCUAUGAUAGUUGUUGUAAAUUGGGUCCUUUGUCGGUAGCGGGCAUGGUGUUGGGAAAGGAAACAUAGGGGAACUUUCUAUCCUCUACUGUCUCCUCGCCUUGUUAUAGGUUGUUGAGUCGUGGGCAGACUGGAGGCUCAUAGUACUUUGGAGAACCUCCAGAUCUUAUUUAUUACUUUUGAGUAUGUCAUUAUUUUUGGUAUAGGUGAUGGUCUGUUGUUUUUUAUCUGGUUUCUGAAGCCCAGGGCAAGGGCAUUAUCUGUUUUUUAAUAUUUUGUCAACCAACGGUCUUGUCCAUGGUUACAAAAUCCCACUAAGUAGGGACGACCCUGGCCUAUACUGCCACGUCUCCUACGAGUGAUGAGAGCGCCAACCAGAGGCAGUAUUCUCCUGCAGCUGCUCUCUCACAAGAUGGACGUGUCGGCUAAACGAAAAUUGACGGUAGAAGGCUAGCAGUACCCAGGGUUCCCGGAUGUGGGCGGGUCUUGUAUCACCUAUACUUAAGAUAGCAACGCCGCUGGCGCCAACAAUUUGAAUUUCGACUGCCGUAGGUAAGAAGCUAUAAG